Lolium rigidum is the source of this 1828-nucleotide messenger RNA. RefSeq names its product small ribosomal subunit biogenesis GTPase RsgA 1, mitochondrial-like. Gene Ontology annotation, molecular function: GTP binding; GTPase activity. Bases 1 to 1395 code for a protein of 464 amino acids. NCBI's taxonomy places the organism in Eukaryota, Viridiplantae, Streptophyta, Magnoliopsida, Poales, Poaceae. The transcript has 5 exons. The record is from RefSeq and is a predicted model, not a curated record.
AUGCCGCUCCUCCCAGCCCCGCCACGCUGCCCCGCCACCACCUCCACCUCCGCCGCAACGCUGCCCCGCCACCACCUCCACCUCCACCUCCGCCUCCCGCUCCCCCACAGCCUCCACCUCCCCCGCCGCGCCGCCCCCCGCCACCCGCGCCUCCUCCUCCCUCCCCCCGCCGCGAGCUCCCUCCCUCCACCCUCCCCCGACGCGCUCCUCCCGACCCAGGCCACGGGCCUCGUGGCCGCCUCGCAGGCCAACUUCAUGCGCGUCAUCGUCGCCUCCACGGCCCCGGGCCUGGAGCAGCACCGGGGCGCCGACCUGCUCUGCGUCGUGCGCGCGCUGCUCAAGAAGAUCCGCCGCCGCGUGCUCGUCGGGGACCGCGUGCUCGUGGGCGCCGUCGACUGGGCCGGCCGCCGCGGCAUGAUCGAGGACGUCUUCGAAAGGCGGACCGAGGUCGCCGACCCGCCCGUCGCCAACGUCGACCGCAUCGUCCUGCUAUUCUCGCUCCACCAGCCGCAGCCCGAGCCCGCCACGCUCACCAGGUUCCUCGUCGACGCAGAGUCCGCGGGGAUUCCGUUCCUGCUCGUAUUCAACAAGGUCGAGCUCGUCGACCAACAGACCAUUUCGUACUGGAGAGACAGGUUGAAGAGCUGGGGUUAUGAUCCACUCUUCCUAAGUGUUAAUCAGAAUUCUGGAUUAGGUGCUCUUGAAGAGAUGUUGGAAGGACAGACAACUGUAGUUGUUGGUCCAAGCGGUGUAGGAAAGUCCAGUCUAAUUAAUGCCUUGAGAUGCAACCAAAAUAUUUCAGAAGAAGAUCCAAUACAUCAACUUGUUGAGCAGAAUAGUAAAUGGUUCGGUGAACAACGUGUUGGAACUGUGUCCAAGAAAAGUGGCAAAGGAAAGCAUACCACACGUCAUGUUUCAUUGCUUCCGAUAGUUGAUGGAGGUUUUCUUGCUGAUACUCCUGGAUUUAAUCAGCCUAGUCUGAUGAAACUGACCAAACAGGGUCUCGCAGAAACUUUUCCUGAGAUAAGAAGGAUGCUCGAAGAAAAUGAGCCCUCACAGUGCUUAUUUAAUGACUGUGCUCACAUUGGUGAACGUGGCUGUGUUGUCAAAGGUGAUUGGGAAAGAUACCCAUACUAUCUGCAGUUGCUUGAUGAGAUCAAAAUCAGAGAAUCCUUCCAGUUACGAACAUUUGGAACUAAAAGGGAAGGUGAUGUCAGAUACAAAACAGGUACCAUGGGUGUGAAGCAAGCUGAGCCUCGCCUUCAACUGAAAAAGCACAGGAGGGUGUCCAGGAAGAAGAUGAACCAAUCGAUUCUGGAUGAUAUUGAUGCUGAAAUGGAUGACCCUGAUGAUGACUAUGAGUUCGGUGUGAGCCGACGCGCUGGCAAACGGUGAAGCGGGUUCCUGAUCUAACAAACUCUAAACAGUGUCAAGAAGCAAACUACGAAUGAUGUACAUAGCUGGCUUUCUACCACGACGUCCUUAACUGUACUGAAGUAGCAAAGUUUUGCAAAUAGGAAUUUGUAGACAAGGGGACUAUAGAAUUGCGCUCCAGGUGGUGACGAGCAGUACUUGUUUCUGUGAUAUGACAAAAUAGUAAGAAGACGGAAAGUAAGGUAAACAAAGAAGCAAAAAUUCCCAAUUUCUUGCAAUGGCGUUAUGAACUUUUGUGAGGUAUCCGUGUAUAGUCAAUUUUAUGAAGUACCGCUAUAGACUGUAGGCAUCAAUCGAAUUACCAUAGGGAUGGUUUUUUGUUCGGCUCACAGUGGACCUUGGACUGAUGUAAAAUUAUCAAGUUGGUAUUUUCAAAUGAUAAGUGUUUGAGCUA